Paramisgurnus dabryanus is the source of this 2958-nucleotide messenger RNA. It is a transcript of the gene dhx32b, whose product is annotated as DEAH (Asp-Glu-Ala-His) box polypeptide 32b. The record is from RefSeq and is a predicted model, not a curated record. Gene Ontology annotation, molecular function: RNA binding; helicase activity. Lineage: Eukaryota; Metazoa; Chordata; Actinopteri; Cypriniformes; Cobitidae. Gene Ontology annotation, cellular component: spliceosomal complex; intracellular anatomical structure.
GGGACAUCUCAUGACACACAAAGGAGAGCGCGCUUUCUAAAACUCACUGUUUAUGAGCUUGCUGUUUAUUUUAGUAAUAUACAAUUUGCGGUAUGUCGACUUAUUAAUAUAGUCUUAUAAUUGAUGCAGUCCGUUUAUUUAUUUGUAUUUAUUUUGCAACGUAAAAGAGGUGGCCUACGAAAUGGAGUUAUCAGCAGAUGUGGAGAAACUAUCAGACUCUAACCAAACUCAAGAUGAUCUCCUUGAGAUGAAUCAGUUUGACGGACUUCCUUUCUCCUCAAGAUAUUAUAAACUAUUGCAAGAAAGAAAAGAUUUACCGGUGUGGGGAGCAAAAUGUGAGUUUAUGGACAGUCUGAUCAACAAUCAGAUUGUGAUAGUUACUGGAACAGCCAAAACAGGACAAAGCACACAGAUCCCUCAAUGGUGUGCAGAGUUCUGCUUAUCUGUGCAGUAUCAGAAUGGGACGGUAGUGUGCACUCAGAUUCACCAUCAGAGCACAGUGGAAUUGGCCCUGCGUGUGGCUGAUGAGAUGGAUGUUAACAUUGGUCAUGAAGUUGGAUAUAGCAUCCCACAUCAGACAUGCAGCUCUGCUGACACCGUACUGAGAUACUACACAGAUGAAGUCUUGCUCCGUGAAAUGAUGUCGGACCCUCUCUUGGAGCAGUACGGUGUCUUGGUCAUUGAUCAGGCCCAGGACCGGACCAUCAGCACAGAUCUGCUCCUCGGACUGCUCAAAGACGUGCUCCUCGCACGACCAGAGCUCCGACUGGUCAUUCUCACCGCCCCUCACUCCACAGACAAACUGCUGCGGCACUAUGGAGGCGUUCCACGGAUCAGUCUGGAGGGUCCGCAGCUGUGCGAGGUGGUGUAUGGUAGUGGGAGAGGAGGUGUGAAGGAUUAUCUCUGCUCUGCUCUUAGACUGGCUCUGGAAAUCCAUCAGAAUGAAGACGAUGGAGACAUUGUGACUUUUCUGGCAACCGAGCAAGAGAUUGAAUGCGCUCAUGCCAUUUUACGAAGGGAGGGUGCAAACCUGGCAUUCUCUCAUGGUGAGAUGAUGCCUGUUUCUCUCAACCCUGAGCAAGGACACGGUUUCUUGGAUCUUUCUGAAGAGAGAAAGUGCAGGAGAGUCUUCCUUACCUGCAGCCCCAGUGCAUACUUGUUCUGGGCCAUUCGGAGCAUUCGCUUUGUUAUUGAUGCUGGAGUACAAAAAAGAUAUGUGUACAACCCUAGAAUCAGAGCCAACUCCAUUGUCAUUCGACCAAUCAGCAGGAGCCAAGCAGAGAGUCGCAAACAACUUGCUGGCCCAAAAGGCAAGUGUUUCUGCUUAUAUCAAGAGGAUGCUUCACUUCCUGUUGAGACAGUCCCUCACAUUCUCGAGUCUGAUAUAACUGCUACUGUGCUCUUCUUAAAACGAAUGGAAAUUGCUGGACUGAGCCACUGUGACUUCAUUGACAGACCAGAUCCAGAAGGCCUGAUGCAAGCUCUAGAGGAGCUCGACUACCUUGCUGCUUUGGAUGACGAUGGAAAUCUGUCUGAGAUUGGAAUUAUAAUGUCCGAGUUUCCUCUUGAGCCUCAGAUGGCCAAGACUUUGCUUGCGUCCUGUGAGUUUGACUGUGUCAGUGAAGUGUUGACCAUUGCUGCCAUGCUUACAGCUCCAAGCUGUUACCUUAUUCCUGCAGUGGAGCUGAGACAGAAAGCUUUACAGUGCCAUCAGAUGUUUCGGCAUGAUGAGGGAGACCACUUCACCCUCAUAAACAUCUAUAAUUCCUACAGUUUUGCGAAAGAAGGACCAUACUCUAACGUGGAACGCUGGUGUGAAGAGCAUUUCCUGAGCCUCGCUGCUCUUCAGACAGCAGACGUGAUACGCUCCGAGCUGACAGAUAUUCUAAAACGAAUAGAGCUGCCUGUGUCCUUACCAGCUUUUGGCUCUAAAAGCAACUGUAUGAACAUUAAACGUGCCCUGCUAGCUGGAUUCUUCAUGCAGGUGGCCAGGGACAUCGACGGGUCAGGGAAUUACUUCAUGCUUACCCAUAAGCAUGUGGCUCAGAUCCACCCACUGUCUGGCUAUGGAAAUGAGAUGUACAAGAAGGAUCUUCCAGAAUGGGUUCUGUACCAUGAGCAUACACUAGAAAACAACUGUAUAAGAACUGUCUCCCAGAUAUCAGCACACGAGUUUAUUCAGAUGGCCCCACAAUAUUUUUUCUACAACCUGCCACCUAGUGAGAGUAAAGACCUACUGCAGCACAUUAUGGAUCAUGGCUCAGCUGCCCCAUCUAAAGGAAAAAGAAAACCCAAGACCCCCAGCAGCGCUGAUAGUGAGGAGCAGGUCCAUGAGCGCUGUACCAUACAGUGACAGUGAACACAGUAUGGAUUGUCAUUGUGUUACCAUGGCAACAACAAAAAAAGUUUACACUGCUGAUCAGUUAAACAGUAACAACAUAUUUUAUAAGGCAUAACAAGGAAUAGCUUGAUAAUUUAGUUUGAAUAAUUAAUCAUUAAUAGACAAACAGGGAUAAUGAUGGUGUACGCAGGGUAUUUUGCUUAAAUUUACAGAUCUACGUAGAUGAAUCUUUGUACAAUCUCUGCUGAAUAAAUUAUUUCAAUAACCUACUGCUGUGCAGUAGGCUAGUUAAUAAGUAAGCUAUCAUUGAGUUUAUGGUGUCUAAGCUGUCUUUGAUGAACUGUAGCUACUAGUUAGCCGUUUAAGUAAUGUAUUAAAAAUUCCAUCAGUGAUGGUGCCCUAGUAACAAUAAACAACAUUUAGCUUUUUGCUUUGCUUGUGAUGGUCAGUUUAUGAAAAAUGCAAAGAAUUAGUGUAUUUUGUGUAUUAAUGGUAUACGUAUUUAUUUGUAAUGUAUUUUCUGCUUUUUUCUUUUGUUUAAAUAUUUUUUACUAUUGUGGAGUUGAAUUGAUGCUUAUAGAAUGAUGAUAAUAGUGUUUGAAAUUGUUUUUAAAGAG